AUGAAUAGGUUACUUUUUAUAGUUAUUAUCCAGGUAUUUGUCACAUGUGUCCGGGCGAGUGACAAUGUGUUCUGGUAUGACAAACCGGCCGCGGAUGGCAUGAAUGAGGCCGUGCCUAUCGGUAAUGGAAGGUUUGGUGGAUUGAUUUAUGGACACCCGGAAAAAGAGAGAAUAAAUGUGAAUGAAAUCACUUUAUGGACGGGCGAUGACAACCCGUCCCAAGAGUACGGCGGCCCCGGUUUCGGUGAUUACCAGACUUUGGGUAAUCUUAUCGUUGAUUUACCGCAACAUAAGGACAACACUCACUACAAGCGAACCCUUGAUGUCGGGGACGCCGUCGCGACCGUUGAGUACGAGUCACACGGAGUUCAAUACAAGCGGGAGAUCUUCGCUAAUCAUCCGUCGGAGGUAAUGGUCGUCCGGUUGACCGCCAAUCAGGGAAAGGCAUACACCGGACACAUAGAGCUACAGGACUCGCAUAAACAGGCCGUUCACGCGGCGGACAACUCUAUCUCAGUGGACGGAAAACUUGAGAAUGGGUUGAGGUUUGCGUGGAAAGUAUCGGUACAUAACACGGGCGGGAGUCUCAAAGUGAACGGUGCGGUCAUUGAGUUCAAU
Molecule: messenger RNA, 618 nt
Organism: Oppiella nova
Lineage: Eukaryota; Metazoa; Arthropoda; Arachnida; Sarcoptiformes; Oppiidae
Source: the annotation of a GenBank genome assembly